ACUCACAAUCACAAAUGAAGAUAUCCUUGAAAUGGCUGUGUAGGGUAAGGGAAGGUAAUGCCUGUUUUGCAGCCAAAGAUAUUAAGCGAUGAAUCCAAGUCGCAUAGGAAAUUUGUGGUGGAGUCAAAAAUGAAUCUAGGCCUUUUGAUUAUUACUUUAGCCACAAGGCUUCCUUCCUUAUCUUUCAUGUAAUUGUUAAAUGUUCAUGCUAGGAGAUAACAUAACCCUUCAGCAACACUUGUCACAUGAGAUUCUUGGGUGCUGCUGUCUACUCUAUUGUACACACUUUGUGCUCUGUUUAAUAUUAGAAUAGGAUGUUUCAUUUUUCAAAUUCUUUGCUGGACACUGCUCAGAUCUCCAGUUUGGAAGCAUCUGUUAGUUCGGAUUUUGAGAACGAGUCAUCCUCUUGUGUUAGAUAUGAGAAAAAACACAACUGUGUUCUUUUUUCCUUUGCAAAGGCUUGUUUUGUGCUGCAGUCUACUAGCAAAGUCCAUCAGUAGAGUAACACGUUUAAGAGAGAUUUGGGAUAAAACAUCUGAAACACCAAGGAACACCAAGGCAGCAGCGUCUGUCCAAAGAUCCUUAUAACUGCUAAGUCUUGUCCAGCAAGCAACACAAACAGACUAGUCAAGCAGAAUGCAUGCAGUGAAGCGGCUCAGGGAAUAAAUGGAAGCGUGCCAGUUAAACAGUCCCCAUGUUCAGCUUCUAAUCCAAAGCCACAAGUGCCUCCAAAGCCAAAACAUCUACAGAAUUUGUCUUCAUCCAUUACAUACCAAACUCCAAGGCAUAAAGCUUUACCAAGAUCAAAUCCAAGAAUGGAGGAAGUUACAUCUACCUCUGCUUCUUGUGUCUCAAAAGAAAAAUCCAGCAAGGUGUCCGAUCUCAUCAGUCAUUUUGAAGGAGGCAGCCCCUCAAGUCAUAGUGAUUUGAAGAAAGAAUCCUCUGUCCUCAACACUGCUAAAUCUCAAGGAAGAUAUGGGUCAACGCCAUCACCUCAGCCAAAACUCCUUUCCCAACACCCACUACAAAAGCAGGGAAGAAAUAAUAUGAUUCAAACUCAGGUUGUACAGAAACACACAGCCAAUGGAGUAGUAGCACAAAACCAGAUGGAAUGUGAGGACAAUAAGUUACCUGAUCAUAGCACCAAUACAUCAGCUCAAAUUUCAGACCCUUUAGUCAACAGUAGCUUACUAAAUGGGGAAAGAGAAAGCACUACCAUAGACUCAUUGCCAACUACAACUGCCUGUGAAGGACAAAUUCUUAAUAGCUGCUGCAGGACUCCAAGCAGUAGUAUAUUGCUACCAUCUGAAAAAGAAACUGUAGAAACAAAUAUCGAUGUAGAGGAAAAACAGAAUGAUGAACUUGACAAGCAAGACCAGCUUGUAGAAGCAAAGGAAACAGAUGAGCAGAAACUUCACAAAAUUGCCAGUGAGCUUUUGCAUACAGAAAGAGCCUAUGUCAGCCGACUUGAUCUCUUAGACCAGGGGUUUUAUUCCAAACUCCUGGCGGAAGCUAACCGGGGUUCAUUUCCUGCUGAAGUGGUUAAUAAAAUCUUCUCUAACAUUUCAUCAAUCAAUGCCUUCCACAGCAAAUUCUUGCUUCCAGAGCUUGAGAAAAGAAUGCAAGAAUGGAUUAUAACUCCGAGAAUUGGAGAUAUUCUGCAAAAGUUGGCUCCUUUCCUCAAGAUGUAUGGAGAGUACGUGAAGAACUUCGAUAAUGCAAUGGAAUUAGUGAAAACGUGGACUGAACGGUCACCUCUAUUUAAAUCCAUUAUUCAGGACAUUCAGAAGCAAAAAGUCUGUGGCAGUUUGACAUUGCAACAUCACAUGCUAGAACCAGUACAACGUAUACCACGCUAUGAGAUGCUUCUGAAGGACUACCUAAGGAAAUUGCCUCAAGAUUCCCUAGACUGGAAAGAUGCUGAAAAAUCCCUGGAGAUUAUAUCCACAGCAGCAAGUCACUCCAAUAGUGCAAUCCGAAAGAUGGAGAAUCUAAAAAAGCUGUUGGAGAUAUACGAGAUGUUGGGAGAAGAAGAAGAUAUAGUCAACCCCUCGAAUGAGCUUAUCAAAGAAGGACAGAUCCUUAAACUAGCUGCUCGUAAUACAUCAGCCCAAGAGCGAUACUUAUUCUUAUUCAACAACAUGUUGCUGUACUGUGUCCCCAAAUUCAGCUUGGUGGGAUCAAAGUUUUCUGUUCGAACAAGGGUUGGCAUUGAUGGUAUGAAGAUUAUAGAAACUCACAAUGAAGAAUAUCCACACACGUUCCAAGUGUCUGGAAAAGAGCGAACACUGGAGUUGCAAGCCAGUUCUGCACAGGAUAAGGAAGAAUGGAUAAAGGCUCUUCAGAAUACCAUAGAAGCUUUUCAGCAGAGGAACGAAACCUUCAGAAAUGCUAUUGCAAAAGAAUAUGAGGACAUGCCCGCUGAAGUUUCUAAUGCUGAGCUUGGGAAGAGAGCGCCAAGAUGGAUCAGAGACAAUGAAGUAACAAUGUGCAUGAAAUGCAAGGAGCCCUUCAAUGCACUGACAAGGAGAAGGCAUCAUUGUCGAGCGUGUGGCCAUGUGGUUUGCUGGAAAUGUUCGGAUUAUAAAGUUCAUCUUGAAUAUGACAGCAAUAAAUUGAACAAAGUUUGUAAAGACUGCUAUCAUAUUAUAACCGGUUGCACAGACAGCGAAGAAAAGAAGAAGAGAGGCAUCUUGGAGAUUGAAUCAGCUGAGGUCUCUGGAAACAGUGUCAUAUGUAGUUUUCUUCAGUACAUGGAAAAAUCAAAGCCUUGGCAGAAAGCAUGGUGUGUUAUUCCUAAACAUGAAGCUCUUGUGCUGUACAUGUAUGGAGCUCCACAGGAUGUUAAAGCUCUGGCUACGAUUCCUCUACUAGGCUAUACAGUAGAUGACACCCCCAGAAGUGCUGACCUCCCGCAUAGCUUCAAACUGACCCAGUCCAAGUCUGUGCACAGCUUUGCUGCAGACAGUGAGGAACUGAAACAGAAAUGGUUGAAAGUUAUCAAUCUAGCUGUCAAAGCAUUAAGAAUGAAAGAUUAUCUCCUGAUCCCCUGUGCAUUCCAGAUGAGUCUUUAUUGCCCAAUGCACAGAAAAGGCAGGGUAAGUAAAAGACAGAAUAUAAUAAUCUGUACUAACAUACUCCUGUGCAACUUAAUUGAUGUUACUGGCACAGAUUUUGCUCUCUGUGGCACUAGUGUAAAAUCUUGUGCAAACCUCUGACUAGUGGAUUACUCUAGGUUUUAUACCAAAAGGACCAGAAUCUGAUUUCCUAAAGUUGCCCUGGUGCGUGUUGUGCAGAAUUUGUCCCUUAGUAUUCAUUGUGGUUGGGCUGUUCUGUGUGCAGUCCUAUUUGUUGUAGUUUUAGGGAAAUAUCUAAUGUGCAAUUUUUGCUUCAAAUACCUUGGAAGUGUAAAGAAAUUCUUCUACCAUUUGUAGUAAAAAUGAUAGGCCCAUUUAUGUCCAGAUUCAUGCUGGUAUUCAGAAACGGAGCUCCACGUGGAACUCCUCAUCCUGCCCAGAAAGUUUUGAACAAUGGAGUCACUUUCAUAGUAGUAUUAUUAUGGUUCUACAGACAGUACUCUGGCCUGGGAUCAUUCAGGUUAGGGAUGGGGAAACGUGUAGGCUGAACUCUGUCUGGGGCUGUAUUAUAUUUUUCCAUAGCCAUUAGACAUCUCCUUCUAAAAAGGAGUAUCAGAGGUGGCACCUGGUUUUGGAGCCUUGUCAGAGCACCUUGCUUGAAGCACCAUUGCUCAUCUGUAGAAUUCACGCCUAGGGGCCUGAGGGGGGGAGGGGGGAACUCCACCAAGAAUGAGCUGGACCAAAAAUAAUAAGAUAUAGCACUUAUACAGCGCUUUAGGCUUGUUUUUUUUGUUUUAAAGCACUUCCCAAAUAUUAGCACAAACAUCCAUUUGAAGCACUGAAGUGGGCACUGUGAUCCCUGUUAUACAGGUAAGGAAAACUAAGGAGCAGAGGGGUUAGUGUCUGCUUUUCUUUCCAAGGGAUACUAAGCUGCUUGCAGCUCAAUACGUGCAGCUGCUUUAUUUGAACCGAGUCAAGCCUCAAUGGCUUUACUCGCUCAUCUAGGAAAUUGGAAAAAAAAGCCAGAAUGAAAGUGCGGGUGGUCAGAGACUUAAGCCCUUGCUCGCUUUGAAUUGUUACGGUUGUAUAAAUCUGUAGUGUUAAGUUUUUGACCUAAUAAUUUAUUUAACUUUUUUAUAGUAAACAGCUUGUGGAGAUCUAUUCCCUUCUAGUGAGACAGCAUGCAAUAAGUGACUCUGAAUUCCAGGCAUUGUGUAAUGGCUGUGUGCAUCUUGCAGUAAACACAUGUGCCAAAUUACUUAACGUUUUCUUUUUCCUGGUGUCUUGCAAGGACAAAAUACAUAAGUAUAGCAAAAGAAUUGAUCUUUGACAUAUCUACAUCAGCUGAUAUGUUUAAAGUCUAGCCUCUUGACUCUGACAGGAGUACUUGUAUAUUUAAAUGCCCCAAAUCCACAGGAAAAAGCAAGCCUUGAGAAGAGAGAACAUUCUCUUCCCCUUGGAGCAGAAUAUGGAAAAUAUUAGAUGACUGUAAAGUGUGUGCGUGAGAGAGAGAGAAUGUAGCACCUUUGGAACUCAAAGUGCAUUACAAAUCAUUAAGGUUGUUGUAAAAUAAGGAAUUAUUUCUUCCUUUUAUUUAAAUAUGGAAGAGGAGGCACAAACUGUAUGUAUUGUAAAAGGGGUACCAGACAAAGAUUCAAUGGGGAACUUAAGUAGAGUGGAUCAAGUAUUUUUGAAACCUGAUGAGAUGGGGUGGAGGGAGGGAGAGUUGACAUUUUUUCAAAAUCCCUUUUUUUUAACAACCACCUAUAGACCUUGUACAGUAAAUGUCAGAUUUCUAAUUUCCAGGGGAAAAUAAACUAAACAGGGGGAAUUUCAGAAAAAAAUAAUGUUAAUGUGUUUUAUUUGAUCAGCUCUAGUUGUAGAGAUUCCUUCUCAUUGUGGAAAGUUUUAAAAAAAUUAUUCUAUAUAGAAAUAAUUCUCAGCAAUGAGAGAGACCCACUUCCAAGAAAAAGUUCAGAAGAGAUUGUGAGUUUGUUAAUUGGCAUUCCUCUAUUAGAGGUGAUCAAGCUGUGAUGAUUUACACUGCUCCAAUAUUUGUCCUAUAUUAUGUACAGUUCUUUGCAUGAAAACCAGGUUCUUUCAGUCUUUAGGCAUGUUGCUGCUCCUGCCAGUUCUUUGGGGUCAUAGAGCCACAUCUGACUUCAAAUUGAUUUUACUGGGGGUUUAAUAAAGCCCAUAAUCCUUAAUUUGUGAUAAUGAAGUAAUCCUGAAAUGACUGGUUUAAUGUAGGUGAGACUAAGCAGCCAGAAGUCCCUGAGAACAAGUAAGACAAGAAUGGAGAAGGGAAAUAACAAAUGUAUGAGUAAUAUUGCCUACAUUUAAAAAAAAAAAAAAAUUGGUGAAAUGUGUGAGUCCAGGUCUGUAGUUAUUAUGUGUGAUAAGGUAAAAAUGAACUGUAAGAAAAAAAUUCUUGUGGUUUUUAUUUCCAAUUCUUGCCCAUAUUGACAUACAGAAGUUAAUGUAAAUGAUACUGAUCCUUGAGUCUGUAAUGAGACUUAAUCUGCCAGUCAUAUUGCUGCUUCAGUUUUUGCCCUUUCAUAUAACAUGGUCACUUAAUGAAUAUAUACAUAUAGAGAGAGAGAGACCAUUAUAACUAACAGGCAGGACCAAUCUAAUUCAGACGGCAUUUUACACUGUGAUGAAGUAAAAAUACAGGUAAUAUAUAUUGACAAUGUUGGUCAUAUCUUAAGUGUAAAAAUCAACACAAGUGGAUCUACUUGCAUGCCAUGUUUAUGGUUUCUGAUUGAUUUAUAAAAUAAGCUAAAAUCCAGUAACAGAGUCAAUAUGCCUCCUGUACUGCCUCUUCAUUAAACUAUUCCUGAACUUUUAUUCAGGACAUUUCCUUUCUUUUCCUCCUUACCUAGCAAUACUUAAAUGAGUGUAAACUUGCUUUUGUUCUUUAAAAACAUUUAAGCAGGUGAUUUCCAGGUAUAAAAUAAGUAUUCAGUCAAUUUGUAAUAUUAGCCCACUUCAGUUUGUAGUUUUUCCUUCUAGACCCUUGAAAACAUUUUUAAAAAAGGCGGGGGGUAAACUGCAACUAAAGUUUUGUUUUGUAUGCAGAGAUGCCAUAUUUAUGUUAAUGAAGGCAGGCAAGUGUGUCGAAUGUGGAUGGCCACUGUAUUUUACAUACCUCUAUUAUGAGCACUACAGCCAAUACAAGUUAAAAUAUUUACUUUCUUGAGAACUUGAUUGGCCCUAGUAUGUAAUGUCAACUCUACAUGCAUUGCAUUAGGAUCUCCCUUAAUCAUGGAAGCAUUGAUUGCAGUUUGAUUUAGAGGGGGGGGAAAUGUUUUGGUUUGUAUAAAUACUAAUCUUUUGAAGAGGUGUGAAUUGUUCUUGUUUUGCAUUGAAUUGCAGAAUGUUAAAAAGAGGCAAAAUUUAAAGUUGUGCAAAUCUAAGUGGUAAUUUUUCUGGUUAAGAAAUAUAUGAAUGUAAAAUAUUUGCAGAUACUGUAUAUAUUUUCUGUAACAUAUGUAUAUUUGGUCAUAAAGGUGGGAGUUGGAUUAUUGUAAAAUUAAGCACUUUAAUUCCUGUUCAAUACUUAUAAUUUGUAUCCUGUAAAAUAAAAACAUCAUUAAAAAAUACU
Messenger RNA from Alligator sinensis (Chinese alligator), 6684 nucleotides. RefSeq names its product FYVE, RhoGEF and PH domain containing 4 (gene FGD4). Gene Ontology annotation, molecular function: zinc ion binding; guanyl-nucleotide exchange factor activity. Gene Ontology annotation, cellular component: cytoplasm. The coding region runs from base 816 to 3218 and encodes 800 amino acids. The transcript has 18 exons. Lineage: Eukaryota; Metazoa; Chordata; Crocodylia; Alligatoridae. The record is from RefSeq and is a predicted model, not a curated record. Gene Ontology annotation, biological process: cytoskeleton organization; filopodium assembly.